GCCGGACACUAAACACCUCAAACAUCUGUUGGAGGACUUCAUCUAGGAGGCUUUCUGCUGCUCCUUUUAUUAUUAGAACUAAUGCAUCAAGGACAGAACAAACAAGGCUUCUGUUGAGAAAGAAACGUGUUGACCCGUCAACAUGCCGAGUGGAUCAGUGAGACUGCAGAGCAUCAAGAAACUGGGACAAGAAAAUCACAGCUACGAGUUCUCAGACGAAGAAGCAGCCGGAUCCAAUGCGACCACAACAACUAACAAGGAUGACAAGAAUAAAGGAGAUAAAGAGCAGCCGGCCAUCAGAGUCGGCUUCUUCCAGCUGUUCCGGUUCGCCUCCUGCAGCGAGGUGCUGAUGAUGGCGGUGGGCAGCGUCUGUGCGGUUCUCCACGGCUCGGCUCAGCCUCUGAUGCUGCUGGUGUUCGGGCUGCUCACCGACACCUUCAUCGAGUACGACAUCGAGCUCAACGAGCUGAGCGACGACAGGAAGGAGUGCUUCAACAACACCAUCCAGUGGAAGAGGAACUACAGCGACUACGACUUCUCCACCAACCAGACCUGGGAGAUGCUGGUCCCGCUCAGGAACAGGACCUGUGGAAUUCUGGACAUUGAAUAUGAAAUGACCUUGUUUGCUCUAUAUUACGUUGGAAUUGCAUUAGCCGUCUUCUUGCUGGGAUACUUUCAGAUCUCUCUGUGGGUGACGUCAGCGGCGCGUCAGAUCCAGCUGAUCCGGCGGAUGUACUUUGGUAAAGUGAUGCGGAUGGAGAUCGGCUGGUUCGACUGCACCUCCGUCGGAGAACUCAACACUCGCAUGUCAGACGACAUCAACAAGAUCAACGACGCCAUCGCGGACCAGGUGGCCAUCUUCCUGCAGCGCUUCACCACCUUCGUGUGCGGUUUCUGCAUCGGCUUCGUCAAAGGAUGGAAGCUCACCCUCGUCAUCGUCGCUGCCAGUCCUCUGAUCGGGAUCGGAGCCGGACUCAUGGCUCUGUUUGUGUCUAAGCUAACGGGCUUGGAGCUGCAGGCGUACGCUAAAGCUGGAGCUGUAGCAGACGAGGUGCUCUCCUCCAUCAGGACCGUCGCUGCUUUCGGUGGAGAGAGGAAAGAAGUCCAGAGGUACGACCGUAACCUGAUCUCAGCCCAGCGUUGGGGCAUCAGGAAGGGUCUGAUCAUGGGUUUCUUCACCGGCUUCAUGUGGAUGGUGAUCUUCCUGUGCUACGGUCUGGCCUUCUGGUACGGAUCCGGCCUGGUGGUGGACACCGAGGAGUACACACCGGGAACCCUGCUGCAGGUGUUCUUCGGGGUCCUGAUAGCAGCCAUGAACCUGGGCCAGGCCUCUCCGUGUCUGGAGGCGUUCGCUGCCGGCCGCGGAGCUGCAACCAUCAUCUUUGAGACUAUUGAGAGAGAACCGGAGAUCGACUGUCUGUCUGAGGCUGGGUAUAAACUCGACAGGGUCAAAGGAGAUAUCGAGUUCCACAACGUGACCUUCUACUACCCCUCCAGACCCGAAGUCAAGAUCCUGGACCAGCUCAGUGUUGCGGUGAAGUCCGGGGAGACCACGGCCUUCGUGGGCCCGAGUGGCGCCGGGAAGAGCACCGCCGUCCAGCUGAUCCAGCGGUUCUACGACCCGAAGGAGGGCAUGGUGACCCUGGACGGCCAUGACAUCAGAGGGCUGAACAUCCAAUGGCUGCGCUCUCUGAUUGGCAUCGUGGAGCAGGAGCCCGUGCUGUUCGCCACCACCAUCGCAGAGAACAUCCGCUACGGCCGGCCCGGCGUCUCCAUGGAUGACAUCAUCAGCGCCGCCAAGGAGGCCAACGCCUACAACUUCAUCAUGGACCUGCCGCAGAAAUUCGACACCCUGGUUGGAGAGGGCGGAGGGCAGAUGAGCGGCGGGCAGAAGCAGCGUAUCGCCAUCGCCAGGGCGCUGGUCAGGAAACCUCGCAUCCUGCUGCUGGACAUGGCGACCUCGGCCCUCGACAACGAGAGCGAGGCCACGGUUCAAGAAGCUCUGGAUAAAGUCCGGAUGGGUCGCACCACCAUCUCCAUCGCUCACCGGCUCUCCACCAUCAAGAACGCCGAUGUGAUUGUGGGAUUCGAGCACGGCCGAGCGGUGGAGAAAGGAAAACACGACGAGUUACUGGAGAGGAAAGGAGUCUACUUCACUCUGGUCACCCUGCAGAGCCAAGGGGACAAGGCUCUCAACGAGAAGGCUCGGGAAAUGGCUGACAACGAAGAGCAGCCGGAGAAGUUGAAUCUGUCCCGAGCAGGAAGCUACCGCGCCAGCCUCAGAGCCUCGAUCCGCCAGCGGUCCAGGUCUCAGAUGUCCAACCUGAUCCCAGAGUCUUCUGUGGGGAUCGCUGGAGAGCUCGGCCCCAGAGCGUACUCCGUGUCUCACGUAGAUAAAUCUCAGGUGAAGCUCCCGCAGGAGGAGGAGGAGGAGGAGCAGGUGGAGCCGGCUCCCAUCACCAGGAUCCUGAAGUACAACGUUCCCGAGUGGCCGUACAUGCUGUUUGGAUCGUUCGGAGCCGCUUUAAACGGAGGAAUCAACCCCGUCUACUCUCUGCUCUUCAGCCAGAUCCUGGCGACGUUCUCGAUAACAGAUCCCGUGGCUCAGAGGACGGAGAUCGAUGGCAUCUGUCUGUUCUUCGUCAUGGUCGGCGUGGUCUCCUUCUUCACUCAGAUGCUGCAGGGUUAUGCUUUCUCCAAGUCUGGCGAGCUGCUGACCCGCAGGUUACGGCGUCUGGGCUUCCACGCCAUGCUGGGCCAAGAGAUCGGCUGGUUCGACGACCACCGGAACAGCCCCGGGGCGCUGACCACACGCCUCGCCACCGACGCCUCGCAGGUCCAAGGGGCGACGGGUUCUCAGAUCGGCAUGAUCGUGAACUCUCUGACCAACAUCGGCGUGGCCAUCCUGAUGUCCUUCUACUUCAGCUGGAAGCUCACCAUGCUCAUCCUCUGCUUCCUGCCCUUCCUCGCUCUGUCCGGAGGCUUCCAGGCCAAGAUGCUCACCGGCUUCGCCAAGCAGGACAAGCUCGCCAUGGAGGCCGCCGGACGGAUUUCUGGCGAGGCUCUGAACAACAUCCGGACCAUCGCGGGUCUGGGGAAGGAGAAGGUGUUUGUGGAGAUGUACGAGGCCCAGCUGGACGCUCCGUACCAGGCCGCCCUGAAGAAGGCCAAGGUCUACGGCGCCUGCUACGGCUUCGCCCAGUGCAUCGUCUUCCUCACCAACUCCGCCUCCUACAGGUUCGGAGGCUACCUGGUGAAGCAGGAGGGGCUCCACUUCAGCCUCGUCUUCAGGGUGAUCUCGGCCAUCGUGACGAGCGGCACGGCGCUGGGCAGAGCGUCCUCGUACACGCCGGACUACGCCAAGGCCAAGAUCUCUGCAGCGCGGUUCUUCCAGCUGCUGGACCGCGUCCCUCUCAUCAGCGUCUACAGCGACAAGGGAGAUAAAUGGGAGAACUUCCAGGGGAACAUCGAGUUCAUCGACUGUAAGUUCACCUACCCGACCCGGCCGGACAUCCAGGUCCUGAACGGGCUGAAUGUGUCGGUGAAGCCCGGCCAGACGCUGGCCUUCGUGGGCAGCAGCGGCUGUGGGAAGAGCACCAGCGUCCAGCUGCUGGAGAGGUUCUAUGAUCCCGACCACGGCACCGUGCUGAUCGACGGCCACGCCUCCACCGGGGUCAGCGUGUCCUUCCUGCGCUCUAAGAUCGGCAUCGUGUCCCAGGAGCCCGUCCUGUUCGACUGCAGCAUCCAGGACAACAUCAGGUACGGAGACAACUCACGGGAGAUCAGCAUGAACGACGUCAUCUCCGCCGCCAAGAAGGCCCAGCUGCACGACUUCGUCAUGUCGCUGCCAGAGAAAUACGAGACCAACGUGGGCGCCCAGGGCUCCCAGCUGUCCCGCGGCCAGAAGCAGCGCAUCGCCAUCGCCAGGGCGAUCAUCCGCGACCCCAAGAUCCUGCUGCUGGACGAGGCCACGUCCGCCCUGGACACCGAGAGCGAGAAGACGGUGCAGGAGGCCCUGGAUAAGGCCCGAGAGGGCCGCACCUGCAUCGUGAUCGCCCACCGGCUCUCCACCAUCCAGAACUCUGACAUCAUCGCCGUCAUGUCCCGCGGCUUCCUGAUGGAGAAGGGGACCCACGACCAGCUGAUGGCCCUGAAGGGGGCCUACUACAAGCUGGUCACCACCGGGGCCCCCAUCAGCUAACUGGUGAUCACCGGGGCCCCCAUCAGCUAACUGGUGACCACCGCCCAUCAGCUAACUGGUGACCACCGGGGCACCAUCAGCUAACUGGUACCACCGGGGCCCCCAUCAGCUAACUGGUGACCACC
Molecule: messenger RNA, 4326 nt
Organism: Centropristis striata (black sea bass)
Lineage: Eukaryota; Metazoa; Chordata; Actinopteri; Perciformes; Serranidae
Gene: abcb11b
Product: ATP-binding cassette, sub-family B (MDR/TAP), member 11b
Exons: 29
Coding region: 143-4201 (1352 amino acids)
Biological process (GO): transmembrane transport
Cellular component (GO): membrane
Molecular function (GO): ABC-type transporter activity; ATP hydrolysis activity; ATP binding
Source: RefSeq, a predicted model, not a curated record